GCAGCACAUCACGUGAGACGCUCGAGAACAGACGUCCCAGGCAUCCCGCCGCAGUGCUACGCGUGGAGGCGGGCGGUGCCCAUUGGCAGUGAACACCGCCGGCCUGCAAAAGAACACCUCCACCCGCGCCCUCAGAAAAAUCCCAAGUUGCAAAUUCGUCCGGUGGGCUGUGCGGAACACGUGAGUCGCUGUGUGGGCCGACCCGGCCUGGCCUUCCCGCGCUUCUCACAGCCCGCCCACCUCCUGGUUUGGCGCAUGUCGAUAACACUACUUACCAGCGUCGAGCCAUGUGAAACCACCUCGGGCAACUGGCGAACCUAUCACCUUUCAGCCUGAGGAAAUGAAAGUGCAAGGAUACCAGGAUGAUGGAUGAAAACGAAGAAGAUGGAAUGCUGGACCACCUAUUCACCCCUGUAAGAUCUGAUGUCAAAACAAGCAGUACAAGAAACACUGGACUGGAAAUGGUGAGACCUGAGGAUGUGCAGUGUUGAUGAGUUCCCUGAUGAUGUUGAUUCAGUGACCAUGCUUUCUGAACCACUGGGCUGUGGGCCAGUUUGUGGAAACUAUGGUGAAAUAAUGAGGAUUCCAGAGAAGACUCUUCAGCUUUCUAAUAUGGACCUGAACCAGACACUGCAGUGAGCUCCAUGGCUUUCUAAUUGUAACUGAAGCUUUCUGAUUUCCAGCACAAAAACAGCUGUUUUGCAUUCUUCCACAUCAGGCUCUGCUGGUGGCCAUGAACCUCAUGCCUGCCACUCAGGUGAUGUGCCACUGGGCCAUAGCCCCAGAACAAAAGUAUGUUUUAACUAUUAUAAUUCUUGUUUCUUAUUGAACUGGAAGGGGGACUAAAUCUUUUUAGCAAAAAGUAGUUCCAGAAACAUCUGGUUUACGAACAGGAUCUUGUAGGCAGAGAACAUGCCUCCCUAAUUUUUCAGCAACACAAUACUACAUUGAUAGACAAUCUGAAGUGGUUUAAAAGCUAUAAUUUUAAGAAUUAUGGCAGUCUAAUUGAGCUAUGGAGUCAUGUUCUAGAGUAUUGAUUUUCUUUUCCUAGGGAUCUUAGUUUAAUUUUACUUUUCAGUGAUUUAUUUGUUAAUUUCCAUAAUGGUGCUUUGAGAGAAGUCUUGAUAUACUAUCUCAGGAGGAUCUGCUUAAAGGCUUAAACCCAGCAGAAACAAAACGCUUCAACAAGAACUUCCUCUAGACACAACUCUUUUCAUCUCUGAAGCAGUUGACAUUUCAUAGUAUAGAUUGGGCUUUGCCUGAGUAACCAGUUAAUCACCAAAGUGCCAUAUGAGUCAUGCUUCUAUCAUACUUGACUCAUUAGGCCACAGACACUACAUUUCAGAAUGGCAGUGGUGGCCACACCAGGCUCCAGAAUGGUGGCAACCUAGAAAAUUUGAUCCUUGGAAUUGGAUUCAGAAUACCCAGAAAUUCAGGCACUUGAUUCCUACAGCCAAGAGAGAAAAAAAAUCCAGACUACUGCUGGCAGCAGACCUUGGCAUCAUCCAUGUGGCACUGGUUUAAUGCACAUACAGAAUGCAAGAGUUCUCAGGUUUAAAAAUCUCAGAUUUCAAAAGGGAUGGGAGGUCAGCCAGUGUGCCCAAGAGGGCACUGUGUGAAGCUGUGAGUGUGAAGCCAAAAGUGCCAGGAACAUAGAUCAUGUGAGAAAACCUGCCAGGAAGGAGCAAGGGGGACUCAAAAGAGAAUCCAUGGGAGCAACAAUCACUGGGUGUGCUGUAGGGGUGCAAUGACACAAAUUCUUUGGAGCUCACAACUUACCACAGAUUUCUUUGGAUGUUCCACAUGGAACUACAGCACUUAAUAUUUUCCCUGCUGUAUGUUGGACUUGCUUUUGUCUCAUUCCUUUGUAUUGCCAUGUUUUUAACUUUUGGAAUGGUAAUAUUUAUCUUGUGUCAUUGAAUGUUGAAAGUGUUUAACUUUUCAUUUGUACAGGGUCUCACAGAUAAGAAUUGCCUUAGGUCUUGGAGGAGACUUGGGAAUUGGAUUAUUCAGCAAUGUUGAAACUGUUAAGAUUUUGGCAACUCUUAGAGAUGGACUAAAUGUCUUUUGCAUAAAGGAUGUGCAAGAGUUUUGUGAGGCCCGGGGUGGAAUGUUAUAGUUUGUGUUUAGAUGUCUCCCCAAAGCCUCCAGCAGUCAUGCAGGUGGGAUUUGUAGAAUUUGUGAUUUAUUCAUGAUCCAAUGCUGGGUUCUGAGUGUGCAUGCUAUACCCACACUAUAGUGGGUGGCCUAUAUACAAUAUAAGGGACAUAAAGACUCUUCUCUGUGUACUACUUCCUUUUUGCUCUUGUUACUUUUGCUGUCUUCCACACCAUGAACUGUUGCCCUCUGCCAUGAACCUGGCUUGGAACCACCAGAUUAUGGACUGAAACUUCCACAAACUAUGAGUUAAAUAAACCUUUUCCUUUUAAUUUUGAGCAUCAGGUGUUUUGUUUCAACAAUGAGAAAGAAAAAGUAACCAAGACAACCAUUUUAUUUGCUUACUGUUUGAUGCAUCAGCAACUUGGGCUUAGUGUUCUGGGUGAUUCUUUUACUGUUCUUGUGUGGGGCCAUGCAGAUAACUUCAGUCAUGUGGUAGGUAAUUAGGGCUUGAUAAUUGCAAUACAGUUACACUUGAAUGUCUAGUAGUUAGCACUAUCAACUGGACCUGUUGUUCCCUUUGGAUUUUGUCCUCAAAGACAUUUUCCUAGGAUUCCUCAUGUGUCAGCUUUAGUGUCACACGUGGAUUAGAAAAUAAGUUUCCAGGUCUCUUGAGGCCUAGCUUGGAAUGGGUGUGGCAUGAUUUUUGUUGUGUUCUGUUGGUUAAGGCAACUCACAAGUUUAGUUCCAAGCAACGUGUGGUGGCGCAUGCCUGUAUUCCUAGUAUGCAGGAGGCUGGGGCAGGAAGAUUACUAUGAACCUGAGGCCAGUUAGGCUACAUAAUGAGUUCAACAGUUCAAAUUUAGCCUGAACAAUGUAGAGAAUCCCUGUCUCAAUAAAAAAGAAAGGAAGAAACAAACAAACCAUGAAAAAAAUAAAACAAACGAAAAGCCAGAAAACAAAAACAAACAAAAAUCAGGACUAGUUCCCAAUUCAAGGGAUGAGAAAAUAAACUCCAUCUAUUUGGAUCUGGGGAGCCUACUCCAUGAUUGGCCAUUUGUGCAGUAUGCAUGAGAUUCAGGUUUACACUUCAGGGCACACAACUCCCAUCCCUUUCCAUUUACUGUAUGGAUGGGAAGAAGAGCUGAAUCACAUGGAAAAGUAUAUUCAUUUAAGAACAGGGUUAAAUUUUAUAGUAUUCUUUUGCAAAUAAUCUAUCACAUCCAACUUUUCAAGUGGUGCAAAACUAGUUUAAAUCCUUGGUAAAUGUAAGGGUAUCAGAUGAGUGACAAAGGACAGAAGGGACUAGGUUGGUUUUGGAGGAAUCGAGUUAACAAAUUUGUACAAAGUUAACAAAUUGAGGUGAAAGGGAGAAAGCUUUUCAGAGGUGUGUUUUUCUUAUGGAGACCAAGGGUGGAGAAGGAGAUUAUAAGGAGGAUUUGAUCUGUUUAUAGAAGCCUAAAAUAGAAAGGAUGAGAAGAGAAGGAUUGCAAAACACAGAAUGACAAAUAGAGUAAAAAAAUUGGGUGUUGUGGCACAUGCCUAUAAUCUGAGUGCUCUGGGAGGCCGAAGUACAAGUAGUGCAAUUUUGAGCCCAGUAUGGGAAACAGUGAUUUAGUGAAAAUGCUGUCUCACAAAAAGAAAAAAAAAAUAGAGGACUUGGAAUAUAGUGCAGCUGAAGGCCCUGGGUUCAAUUCCUGGUAUUGGGGGAAAAAUUGUGAAAACUUGGACUAAUCUCAGGAUGAAGAGUAGGAAAAAAAAAUAUGGGAACUUGAUAGAAGGGAGCUGUCAAACUAUCAUUUGGACUUGGGAUUUGGUUAUUGCAGUGAACUAAAUGUAUGUUCAUACAUUGGAAUCCUAACCCCAACAAACUGGUAUUUGGAGAUGGGGCUUUGGUAGGUAAUUAAGUCAUGAAGAUAGAGCUCUUAUUAGUGGGAUCAGUGCUCUGAUAAGAAACUGGACAAAUAAAUAGCUCCUUUUCCUACAUAGGAAUACAUCCAGAAGAUUGGUAUUUGUAAAUGAGAAAAGGCUUCUCUCUAGAACUCAUACUGGCAUCCAAUCUUGGACUUCCAUUUUCCAGAACUGUGAGAAAUACAUGUAUUUUUGAGUCAUGAACUCCAGGGUAUUAUAGAAACUCAAAAGCAGAAAAAAUUCUCUAUAUUUUUGAGUUAGUGGUUUGAUAUAGGGGAAAUACCAGAUGUCAAAUACACUGAUUUUAUGUCCCCAAAGUCAAAAAAUGAAUUCCAAGGAAUGACAGGUUAAGAAGAGGAAAAUUUAUUGGAGAAAUGCAAUGAUGAAUAGAGAAGGUUCCUGAGAGACAGGAGGAGUCCUGAAUGAUGUACCAACAAGCGCAACUCUUGAAGCUUUAUAGAGCAAAAUCAUGUGGUAGGUACAAUGUGGAUCAAAAAUUAUGAUAAAUCAGUAAGAUUGCAUGUAUAGUCAGUUAGGUAAUAUUGACGUAAUGGGAGCUAGGGAUAUCUUUAACCUUGAUCAAUAAUCUGUAGUUUUUAGUCUUUUCUUUAGUCUUAGUCUUAGUGUUCUUAGUCUUAGUGCUUUUAGUCUUAGUGUUAGUAGAUGGAGGAGGAUGGCCUGUCAAUAAUGAGAUCAUCAGAAAUCUCAAAAGGGUGAUAUCAAUGAUCCCAAGCCUCUGUUCAUCCCUUAGGGAAGUAUGCAGAACUAACCAUUGUGAUUUUAAACUUCAUGUGCACCACCAGCCACGGUACUGAUUUUCAUCUUUUGCACUGACUCCCUCGAGGGCUCAGCCCUGUCUAACUAUCAUAUUUCUACAUAAUUUCUUUUUUGCUUUGUGAGAUCCAAAAUAUUUCUACAUAAUUUAACUGUCUGUAAUAGUUUUCUUCUUUGGUCUGCAGUGUUGAAUCCGGAAUCUAUUCAGCCUUACAUCUUGUGGUUUUUAUAGUCCCCCUCCCCAUUCUACAGUCUCAUCUGUGUACCCUAGGUUGUGACAAUGUCCAAGCUGAGAUGUAUCCUGCUCUUUUGGGUAGAUAAGGAAGGUAAGUAAGCCCCAGAUCCAUGAUGGAUACAGGCAAUAGUAUGACAAGGGCCAAGUUCUCUCUUUUUUUAAAUGUUAUUUAAGGAGAAAAAGAAAAAAAAAACAGAGAAAGGGUACAAGUUAUACAGAUUUACAGAAAAAAUAAACAGGAAAUCACUAAUUAAUGGAUUACAUUUUGUCAUCUUAGAAAUAAUUGUUCAAGUUACAAAAUUAAAGCUUAUAAAGUGGACAUUCCAACAGUGAGACUGCAAACAGUUAUGUUCAAUGAUCCAACAAAACUCAGUAAUAUCAUUAUCUAUCUUAUACACAUAAAUAUACAUGCAGUUAUAUCAUUUAGAGCAGUUUCUUUUCCUCUCUUUUGUACAAUGACAAUUACACAUUUUGGGUUUUGUUGCUCCCACAGUUCUUAUUACUUUUUUGGAAAAGAGUAGAACCAAAUGUGACAUAAGAGAACAGUCAGUCAAAUCAAAAGGGUGGAUGUAAUAGAUAAUGUAAAAGCAUAAUACUAGGUGAUCAACAAUGGUUACCAUAAUGCCUCCUGCUAUCUCUAAUAGAAUUGCCUAUAUCAUUAGUUAUAAUAAAAUUUGAACAAAACAGUAAAGAACAAAACCAACAAAACCAAAACAUUGGAGACAUUAUAGGUCUUCAAAAGUAGAUAAUAGUCAACUAGAAUGGGUGUCAUAAUGAAUCCCACUAUCUUCACAGCUGUUGCCUAAACUUUCGAACCAGAAGCAAAACAGAAUAGAGGAACAUCAGUCAAAACAAGAUGGUGAGAGCAAUACAGGGCUUUAAAUCAAGAUAAUGGAAAGUCAAAGUGGGUUACUAUAAUAUAUCCUGCUAUUUUUUAUUUAUUUUUCCCUUAAAAGGAUAAAAGUAAAUAAUAAAAUGGAGAUUGAGAUAAAAGAGGGCAUAACAGCAAAUCAGCACAGAUCAAAACAUAACCAUUUAAGCAAAAUAGUGUUUCACCACAAGAUUAUCCCGACAUAAAAGUAGUUUCCAUAUUGUCUCUUUCCUUGAAAUCUUUGAGUAUAACUUCAUAUACUGUAGCAUCAAAUAUAUCAAAACAAUGUAAAACCAUUUAAGAGAAUGACAGUAUUACAGGGUAUUUAGAAUCAACUAACAGAAAAUGAACAAUGGUUUCUGUAUAAUCUCCUUGUCUAUAAAAGGUUUUGCUUAUAGUAUCAUGUAUAAUAAAAUCCAAUAAGAUACCACCUGUUUAGACCAAUGGAGACAGAAAAACAAAAGUUUGAUGAGACUUCAAAACAAGAUGAUACUAAAUUAGUAUUACCUCUUAAGACGUCAUUUUCUCCAAAAUAGCUGUUCCUAUCAUCCAAUCUUCUCUGCCUCAUUUCUGUUGAGCUCUUUUUCUGUCAUUAGUUGUCAGUUUGUCUUCUUCAUUUUGUUUUCUGCUCCAUUAAUUAUGGCCUCUCUGCCGCUACUUCUGAAUUUUUCAUACUUUUCUUUUUUAGAAUAUCUUGCAGUAUUCUCUGUAGAGUUGAAUUGUUGGUUGCAUAUUCCCCUAGUUCCUCUUUAUUCUGGAAGCACCUUGUUUUUCCAUAAAUUUCCAGGGAUAGUUGUGCAGGAUAUAUCAAUCUUGGCUGGAGAUUAUUAUCUUUCAAAGCUUGAAUUAUUUCCCCCCACGCUCUUCAUGAUUUGAUGGUUUGUGCCGAGAAUCUGCUGUAAUUCUGAUGGGUUUUCUCUUGUAAGUGAUCUGUUUCUUGUCUCUGACGGCUUUUAGUAUUCUGUUCUUGUAUUGGAUUUCUGGAAUUUUAAUUAUUAUAUGCCUGGGUGUUGCUCUGUUUGGGUUGUAGGUGGCUAGGGUCCUGUAUGCUUCAUACAACUGAGUAUCUUUACCUUUUGCUAAAUUAUGAAAAUUAUCCUGGAUUAUUUCUGUGAGUAGCUUUUGUAGUUCAUUUUUUUGUGUCCCUACUUCUUCUUUUAUGUUCUUAAUUCUUAAGUUAUAGACCCGCUUAUCAUCUUCUAAUCUUUGUAUUAUUGCUGUUUGUUUCUUUGUUAUUUUUAAGAAGUUUUUCAUUUCAUGCUCCCAUAUUACAAAUCUGCCCUCCAGUUCAGAUAAUCUGUUCUUAGUUUCUUUCAAGCUGUUAUGCCAGUUUUCGAUAGACUUUUUAGUUUCCUGGUAGUCUCUUUGAACCUGCUUCAUGUAUUCUAUGCUUUCUCUAUUUUCUCCAUUAAACAAUUCUCCCCUCUUUUUCUGUUCUUCCAUUCUACCAUCUGUUUUUUCUUGGGUGGUACUUAGCAUUUCUCUAACUAUUCUGCUUAUGUCUAGCUUCAGGUCAUUAAUAACUUCAUUCCUGAACUUGUCUAGGAGGCUCUUGAGAUAGCGCUUUAUAUCUAUUGGUGCUGUGUCUGCUGUUGUCUCUUUCUCAGGAUUGGGGGCCGAGGACCCUUGCUUCUUGCUGCCUGUUCCCAUAUUCUUUGUUCCUUAUAUAUGCAAGCGUAUAUAGGAGGAGCAGCUUCCUUCCCUGUCAGCCACAGUCCGAUUGAAUUGCGCUGGCUAGGUGUUCCCACCCACCGCAGCGCACCAGGAAGUUGUAGACCAGGCAGCCUAUUCAGGGCCCACCCCUCCAGGUCAGUCUACCUUCAGGAGCUGGGACCUGGGCUGUGCUAGCCUACUGGGUCUCAGCUAGCAGCAUCACGUGGGCGUGGCACUGCUCACCAAUCCUGCUUGAGAGGGGGAUACGUGACUGAAGUCACUGCAGCGCCCUGUUCCCGCAAGUCUGCCCAGUCCCAGAAUGUCCUCUGUUGGAUUCUCCUAGACCAUGGAAGUGUCCCAGUUUUCCCUCACUCACCGGACAUGGAUGCACGGCUCUCCGCCCGUCCUGCUCUCAACUCCGUUCACCGAUUCCUGUUCUCAGAGCUUCCGCGCGUCUCUCUCCCUGCCGAGCAGAUGCAGAAGCAGUGGCAGUGGCGGGAAACCCAAAUCGUUGCUUCCAAUGGCGCGGGCUCCAGCUUCCACACUGAGGCUUUAUCUGUUCCUGUUAUAGCACCAGGAUUGCAUUCCCAGUUGGUUUCUCUCAGCCCAGUUCAUUCUUGGGUCACCGGGGUAUAUCUCCUCUUACUUAUGAUUCCUUACUCAGCACCAUUCCUGAAUUCUAAGCUGGGUGUUUCAGAGAGCCUCCAUAGCUGCUGCUAUCUGUUCGCCAUGUUCUCCCGGAAGAGGGCCUAAGUUCUCAAUGCCAGGACUUUCAGACUCAGUGCAACUCAACCUGGGCCUUGCCUUCCACCAUAGAACAUGGGAUUUGUGUCCUUUCUAGUCUAAGCUCAAUCCUCUCAAGGGGUCUUUUUGCAGUCCACUCCUUAUUCAUUGUUGUGCCUUGAGAAGGUCAUUCUGGGACCCCUGAAGUGAAGCCAUCCCCUGUUGUUCUGAUUCCCAAAUUUAAUCAAUCCUUAAGAGAAUGAUGCCCAAACAAGCACUCUUCAGCAGUGUGGUUGGCACCUACGCUGGGACUCCUAUCUAAUUUAUUGCCUGUCAUGCAGUGGGAGUCCCUCCCCUCAGAAUAAACCCCUGUACUGUCCUUGCAGAUCACAACUACUACUGUAAACUCCCCCUGGAGGCCAUAUUGCUAGCCAAGUCAUCUGCUUCUGUUUCUUUUUGGAGCCCCAGUGUUCACUUUACUUCUGCAAAGCCAGACUCCCUUCCCUAUGAGCUGGGAGCUAUGAGCCAGGGAGAGAAUCCAGACUGUUUUCAUUUCCUUAUCUGCAUUAUGGUAUAUUUCUCAAAAUACUCUGUAGCUUUUAAUUUUCCUGUUAGUUUCUUCCUGAUUUCCAUUAAUCUACUUCUCUUUUGUUCUUCCCCAAGUUGUUAUUUUCCAUGAUUUGGAUUCCAGUUCUCAGAGUGCAUCCACCCACCACUUGAUUCUCUUUUGAAGUUUCUAUUUUAUAGUGAAUAUGCUUUAUUUGGAUAUUAAAAGUAAAACAAAAUUGUUGAAAAUUUAUCACACAUAAAAGACAUAGUUAUGGAAAUUCAAGCAACAAAGAAGAAAAAGCAAAGGAAAGGGACUAUUCACAGAACAAUACCAUAUUCUUUUGCAUAUAUUUUUUCUUAAUAGCUGCUCAAUUUAAAGCUGAAACUGUAUUCUAUUAUUUAUUCACUUAAUAUACCGAGGUCAAUUUUUUUAACAUAAUGUUAUACACAUAACAUAUACCUUAACAUCUACCCUAAAAUCCUCAAACUUCUAAGACACCUGAGAGCAGAGAUUUCCUUCCUUAGAACAUUGCUAGUACAUGAUGGUAUAAAACAUCCCUUCCCAAAUGUAACUAGAAUAUAAAGGCCUUUGGCCCACUGCUCAGGCUAGGUUAAGGUCUGAUUUCAGGAACUCUGCCUCCUGCCCUUGAAUGCAUCAUCAGUCUCAUCAAACUGCUUUCAUUAAUAAAAGAAUUUCAACAGAACUCCUUUGAUGAUAAUUUGUCAUACCCAGAAGUGGAGCAACACUUGCUACAUUCAUAUACCUUUAGAUGUGACACCGCUAUUUACCUUCUGCAUGCUGUCUCAUUUUCCACAUUAGUCCUCCUUUAUCUAUUCAGUCAUUCACAUCAUAGGCACUUUUUUUUAAAGCUACACUCUCCUUUCUACUGUCUAGGACAUAGCUUUUACUAUCAAGCAAAUGUAUUUGAAUUGCCAAUUCAAUUCUACCAAGAUUGCCUAAUAUGUUUAGGUGAGAAAAUCACAUAUAUUUUGGUAAAGAAAUUAUGUAAAAGGUACUACUAAUUUGUUAUGACCAAGAAACUUGAGGGAGAUUUUACAGGUGGAUAAGCAUUACAGCUGAGUCAUAAAGAAUGAAGAAGAAAUCUUCAACUAGAAAUUGGUGAAAAAACAUUCCAGGAAGAGAGACCAGCCUGGGUAAAAUUAAGGAGAUAUGAAAGUGAGGCACAUUGAGGGACUAUCAGUAAUUCACUGUAGUUAUCACACAGAGACUUGUGUGUGUGGGAGUAUGUCAUGAGGUAAAAGUAACAGAAGAGCAGAUAGGAAUCCAUGAGAGGGACUGACACUGGAAAGGACCUAGUUUGCCUUGUGGACCUGGGAUGGUAGCCUUCACUUGAGCUGGGAUUUAGGCUUAUAUGAUAUACUAAUGAAUAAGUCAGGAAGAGUAAAUGUGUAUAAGGGUACCUUCAGGCCACAAAAAGUUGACUUGACCUCAGUCCUAGAUAAGAGUUCACUACCCUCAAACUGACUUACGUGUGUAAAUAUGUCUGUAGGCAGCAAGUGAACAGCUAUCCUUUAGGCAGAAGGUAAAGAUCUGAUUGUUUUUAGUAUUGGGAAUUGAACGCAGGACCUUCACACUGAACUGCAACUCCAUGUAUUUCUUUAGUUUUUGUUUUUAAUUUUGAGAUAGUCUCCCUAAAUGAGUAGACUUGAGCUUGUGAUUCUCCUGCCUCAGCCUCCCAAAGUGAAUUUAUAAUGGAUAUGCUUUAAUUGGAUAUUAAAAGUAAAACAAAAUAAAAUUGUUGAAAAUUUAUCACACAUAAAAGACAUAGUUAUGGAAAUUCAAGAAACAAAGAAGAAAAAGCAAAGGAAAGGGACUUUUCACAGAAUAAUACCAUAUUCUUUUGCAUAUAUUUUUCUUGGAUUAAAAACCUGAUUUAAAAUGUUGUCAACACCAAGGCACAAGCAGCUCUGGGUCAAUGCACAGGAGAUAAAGUAUACUGAUUAAGAGAGGGGGAGCUUUCUUCUUACUUCUGGAUGUAAGAAACAUCUUGCUUUGGUACAUGGAAGACUCUAAGUAAUGAGAUGAUAUAUUGAUAUUUUGAGGCCAGACAACAUUAAGAAUCUAAGAUGAAAGCACCCUUGACAUAAAUAGCAGUACUCUCAUGGAGGGAGGGCACUAUCAGCUGUAGGAAUGUGUGGCUUAAUGGCAAAAAUUCACAAGAACACGGAAGAGGCAGAAUUUGAGAUGAUAAACAGUGGUAUGUGAGACACCAAUCAGGACCCAAAAACUGAAAAAUUAGAUGUAAAUUUAAGAAUGUGGUGAAUGAGGGUCAGGGGUGGUGGUCCAUGCCUAUAAUGCCAGCACUCAGGAGGCUGAUGCAGGAGAAUUGCUGUGAGUUUGAGACCCUGCUGCCUAUAUCCAGCACAGAUCUAAGGUAUGACUGCUUUACCUAUUCACAAAAGAGAGCAAGCAUAUGUCUCAGCACAGACAUUACCACACUGUGAGGAAAUAUAGGGCCCUGUGGAAUACAGGAUACACCUAACAUAAAGCCUCCUGAACUUCAUCUUAACUGGCAUCAUUUCCAUCUGUACUCUGAUUUUCCAGGCUCUGACCAUCGUCUUCAAUAUAGUUUACAGCAUACAGGGGCUGUCAUUUGUCCAGUCUUUCAAAAUCUUUCCAAGUUAAUUCCCAAAGCUCUUAAGCCACAUGGCCAGGCAAUAUAACAGCAGUGACCUCACUUUCUUGGUACCAAUUUUUAUUGUUGUCCGGGAUUGCAAGGAGAACAAUUACAUACAAGACACAGAACUUAUAGUAUUUUAUGAUGGUCAUCCAGAGUUAGAUACAAAAGAGUGCAGGAAAUCUAUCCACAACACUAAAGACCUACAAAAUCCAGUUGAGGGCCUGGAUCCCACAGCAAUGACCUGCGUGAGUCCAAUUGAAAAUCUAGAGGCCAUGACAGUACCUCCCACAAGUUCAACUGGAGGUUUAGAACCUAUGACAAGGACUCAUGCAAGUUUGUUUUAAUGGAUCUGUGCUGGGAAGGGCCAAAGAUCAGUGGUGGAAGCUAGAAAGUCUAUGCUAGCAGGGUCCAGGGUCUGUGCUAGUAGGUUGAAGGUUUUACACUGAAGCCAAGAAAUGACACUUUGAAAUAAGGAUCAGGGCUGCCAUGAAGAGUAUUACAGCCGUGUUCAGCAACGAGACCCCAAGCUCCUCUGACAAAGAGAAGAGUUGAGUGUGUAUCAGGAAGCCAGCAUGAUAAGCUUCUCCUGGAGAUUAAAUUGCACACAUCUCCCCCUCUGGAGCCAGAAAGCAAUAUUCAGUAAAAAGAGCAGAGAUCCCCUCUCAAUGACAAGGUAUUGAGCUCCUCUGAUGAUAAUGGCUGAAUUCAUAUCAGGGAAGCUAGCCAUGACAAGCUCCUCAAGGAGAAAAAAUGGCUCCAAACAAUGACACUUAGGAGAACCCACAAUGCCCCAUUUUUCCUCUCUAUAUAUCCUUUUAAGCUGGCAACUUUCCUCAGGUGGGCCAUCUACAUGCAGCACCAUGCUGAUUUAAUUCAGCUGGUGACCAGUGUUUAAUCCAUAACACUAGAUGAGCUAAAUAAAAUGAUACAAAACACUAAGGACUAUUUUAGCAAAGAAUUAAAGAGUCCAUGAAAAGAUUUCAAACAAAAACCAAGGAGAUUAAAAAUUAUAUUGUUUGUGUCAGCUGCACAAGUGACCAAUGUGAGGACAGAACAUCAAUCAAUCUAGAACCAUAUCUCUCACAAUGCACUAAACUAAUAUCAAAAUGUUAAAACAAAAGCACUUAACCUGCUGGAAGAUAACAUAGGUAAAAUUCUUGAAAACACAGGCAUAGGCAAACACAUUCUGAAUAGAACCCCAAUUGCUCAAGAAAUAACACAAAAAAUCAACAAUGGGACCAUAUAAAAAUAAAAAAGCUUCUGUACAGAGACAAUCUAUGAAAUUUGGAAAAAUUUUUGCAUGAUAUUCCUCAGAGGACUAAUAAUUAGAAUACAUAAAGAACUAAAAAUAAAUUAGAUCCCCCCACCAAAACAAAUGACCCAGUGAAAAAGUGGGCAACUGAAAUGAAUAGACACUUUACAAAAUAAGAAAUACAUAAAUGGUCAAGAAAUAUAUAAAUUUUCAGGCCUAUAUCUUAUAAUCCAAGCAAAUAUUUGAAGAUAACAAUACCCAAUAUAUUAACCAUUGUUAAUCUCCUAUUAUUUUGUUUUGAAACUCUGUAUCAUUGUUUUUAUUUUUUGUGUUCAAAUUUUAAAAAGAAACAUAUAAAAAGUUCAAAAUCAGUGAUUGUUAGAGAAAUGCAAAUAUUCUAACUGAAAUUCUAUCUUACUGUAGCAAGAAUGGCUAUUAUCAAGAAACCAAAUAGUAAAAAGUCCUGGUGAAGUUAUGGGUCAAAAGGGACUCUUCUAUACUGUUGGUCAGAAUGCAAACUAGUAUAUUCACUAUGGGAAUGAGUGUGGAGAGUCACCAUCUGUAGCUGGGAUGAGGGAACACCAGGAAGACUGGGAAUGGCUGGGGUCGGUGACUAGAGACAGUAAAGCAAAGAGAAGUCUAUGGAGAAUGAACGAACACUAUUGGAAUUGUAGACUAUCUUUUUUUCCUACUUUGUGUGGAAAGGGGAAAUUUCUGCCCAGAUGGAAUCCUGGUUUUAUGCCUUAUAACACAUCCUCAUGGCCCGUUUGCCUGCUUGCUGUUUUAGUUGGUUCUCUUGCCUCUUGCAGCAGUCUUUCUCUUCAUAGCAGAGGCUCUGAUGUGAUGAGACCCUCAAGACCAGACCAGGUCUGUUUUCUGUUCUAUUCUCUCCUCUUCUGUCCUGUCUAUUCCUCUCCCCUCCCUGUCCUCCCUUCUCCUCCCUUCUCUUUCUUUCCCUUUCCUUUCUUUUCUCCUCUCUUCACCCUCCCCUGUAGUAUUUCUCUCCCCUCCCCUUCCCUCCUCCUUUUCUCCCUACCUUUUCUCUGCUUCCUUCCCUUUCACUCUUUCCGUCUUCCACCUCCAUCCCCAAGGAUUAAACCUAGGGCCUUUGCACUAAGUUAUGUCCCCAACCAUUUUUUAUUUUUGUUUUGAGAUAGUGUCUUAUUAAAUUGUUCUAGAGGGACUCAAACUUCUGAUCUUCCUGUCUCAACCUCCCAGUGUGCUGGCAUGUGCCACCACAUUAGACUCAGGCUGGAUCUAUUUUCUGACCCUUGCUUGUGGUGACUUUUUCACCAUGUUGAGACAGAUAACAGGAGGGUUUCAAACUCCCCUCCUCUAAAAUUCCUCUCCAACUUUCCCACAACCCUAAUUCAGUACCUCUCCUAACACAGUGCUGUGCUGGAUCCUCUUUUCACAGAGAUUCCUCAGUUCUUUCCCUAAGGUUGGAAAUCUUGGGAGAAUUAAUAGCUGCCCCCUGCAUUCUAAUGUUGGUCUUCUGCCAACCUUUUGAGGGGCUCAGGUUAUCUUUUGUGUAAUAAUUCUUGUAUUACAAUGGGGACUUACCCUGAUGAUAGUCAUCAAGUUGGAUGUGUGGAUUGAUUUUAUGAAAAUUGGAAUUUCAUUUUAUACAAUGCCUAACUAGCACAGUUCUUAUGGUAGUUCUGUCUACAAAACUUCCUAUUGAAUGAAAGAAUGGCUAAACAUGUAGUUAGGAUUCCUAGACAAAGCUAACCAGCAGGAUGAAUUUGGUAUUUAUGUUAAGAAAAUUGCAGAUCAAAACCAAGAGGUGUUAACAAUUCUUACAGGGGAAAUGUCUUCAUAGAUUCUUGACUCCUUGAGGCAUUUCUAAGUGGUAACUAGAACUUGGCAAUUUUGAGUUCCUAGUGGAGUCCAUCUGGGAUUUGAUUUCUAUGAUUGGAAAAAAGAGUUCUCCCCCCCACACCAUGUUCUCAUCAUGAUUCCAAGGCUGGCCUUGAACUUUCAGUCCUCCUGGCUUCUUCCCAAAUAGCUGGAAUUGUAGGUGUGCACAUCAUGUUCAUCAGGAAAUAGAGACUUUUAAUAGAGAGUGUGAAGGCUUGAGGAAGGAGAAACUCAUUUUGGGUAUGAGUCUAAAGGGCUGGGGUGGGCAGAAACAGUAGAUGAGCCUGGGAAAAACAGAGCUUCUUGGAGAAAAGUUGGGUGUCCUUCCUUUUUCAUUCAUGUUAUUGGUGAGCUUUUGGAUAGGAUGAGCAGAGACUGAAAUCUCCAGAUGGAAAGGGAAAGUGGAAGGGAGAGAAAGAGAGACAGAUCAAAAGAGAGAGACAGAGAAAGAGACAGAUGAAAAGUUUGGAGUCCUUAUAGAACAAGAUUUCUCCUCCUUUCUUGCUGGUAAAUGAUGUUACCCCCCAAGAAAGUAUUUCCUGGUCUCAAAGUUGAAGGACUAGACUACUACCAUGCUGGUCUGAACAAAGACCACUUUAAAUCCCUUUCCCCUGCUGUGCUUUUACACCUGCUGCAGAUAUAUCCUCGUGAGUUGAUAAGGCAGCUUAUGGGGGUAAGCACAGCUACCUCCAUAAUUCCCAAUCAUUGUUCAGCCAUGCUCUUCACAAACAACAUACAACCUCUUGGACAGUCUCAAACCUGUCCCAGGUGGAUAGCCACAGCUUGUUUAUACUGAACUUCAUCCUUCCCCUACAAGGCCCAUUGUGACUUUCCCCUUCUACAGCUCCUCCCUGCUUUUAUGCUCAUGACCCUGUAAAGAACUUAUAGCCUGCAGAGGGCCAGCCAGUCUGGCCUCUAGUGCCAGGGUGGUCCCUGUUGGGUUUGUUCUGAAAUAAACUCUUCUGUUGAGCUUGUACACCUACUGGUUUUCCUUUUUGUCCUAUUAUAACCUAGUUUUAACCAUUACACCUCAUUUCUGUUCUGUAAGCACCACUCAGCCCCCCCCCCCUUCCUAUCUUUCUAGGUUAAGUUUAAAUUUCCUGAAAGGCCAUAAAAGCCUUAGAUAUCAGUUUCCUGUAACCCCCUCACCUGCCUAUCUGUAAUAAAAUGUGCUGUUCUUUAAGAAAUGCUUAACUUCAAGAAAAUUACAGGAAGUUCUGUAAGGCCCAGAUGCUAUCUAACAGGGUCAAAGUUCGCAACAUUCCUGUAGUUUUUGGCUUUAAAACCCAACCUUUCUAGCUGUAAGGCGUGCAGUCUCCAAAUUGGCUCCCGGGGAUUGUGUCUCCAAGGCCUGGCCUAAAAUAAAGCCAUUGCUCCCCAAAUUUUAAUUUCUUGCUUCCUUGGGUUUUAUUCCGGGGUCCGAGCUAUCACAUUUGGGGGCUCGUCUGGGAUGGGAGCAAGACCCCAGACUCAUUUCUGAACAUUUGAAAGUAAGUACUCUGGAGGGUUUGUUUGGGCUGUGGCCAGUUUGUACUCUUCGGGAGGGGACGCCCUCAAUUUGGGAAGCGGGGACCUCCUGAGGACAGAGUCAAUUGGUUUUUUGGGACAAAUCUUGUCCAUUUGUAUAGUUUUGGGGACUAACUUUGUCCAUUUGUGACUCUGCCCCGGAUGGGGAACCACUCUGUUGGUUAAUUUGUUAAUUCCUCCAGAUCCCAAAAUUUCACCAAUUUUUAGCAAAGGCCAUUUUUGCUGCAGCUUGUCUUGUCUUGUAUGUCUGUCUGUGUGUCCAUUUUUUCUAAUUGUUCUCCUUUUGGUUACCCCAAAUCUAACUGAACAUUCUCUCCUAGGAACCCCUUCUAUGAGCCCAAAAUGGACAAAGGGAUUUAGAUAUUUAUGUUCAGUGUUUUUGUACUUUAGAAUUGUCUGCCUGUUUGAAUUUGUUACCUAACUUAGGGGCUCGCUACCCAUUUCUGUUGCAGGAUCCAUAUGGCUUAUUAGACUCAAGGUUCAUAGUAAAAAAAUUAUUUCCUUUAGCUCACCAAAUUGUGCAUGAAGCAGUCUUUGUUUGUGUCUUUUAUGUUGUGGUGCCUUGUUUAAUGUUUUAGUCCUCAAUUGAUUACUUGCAACCUUGGCAUGCCUUUUUAAAAAGAGUAUUUUUCUUUCUCAUUAAAAUGUAAACAUAUGCACACAUAUAUAUGUAUAUUUAUGGUUUUAAAGAAUCAUAUCAACUUUACCAAGUAAAAACCAGGUCAUACUAUAUUUGAGCCAGUUAAAAGGUUACAGUUUUUUACAGCAUUUUUUUUUUUUUUACUUGUGAAAAAUAAUAGCAUUUUUUUUUUUUAUUUAAGAGGAAAAAGAGAAAAACACAAAACAAACCAAAGCGGCGUAAGGGUACACGCAAUACAGAACUACAAAACAAAACAAAACAAAACAAAACAAAAAACCAUAACAGUAAGAAAUUACCUGCUAGUAGAUUUUAAUGUGGUAAAAAGACAUAAAAUAAUUAAAUAUGUUUUAGACUACUAAAAGGUGACUUCAAGGGUUUUGUUGAGAGUUUUAAUGUUGUCUGAGAAGCAAGAGGAAAGGUAAUUGACUGAUAAUAGUAAGAAAAAGAAGGACAAAGAAAGUGGUUUUAUCUUCAAGGAAAAAUGUCUGGCUGUGCCAGAAUGUGGAAGAAGAUAAAAGCUCAACUUGGGGGUAUAUUGUAAGUUGUAGAAAGCUCGAGAGGAUGUGAAUUUUAUUUGUCUUGGUUUAUAGUACUGCAAAUAACAGGUUUGACAAGAAGUAAAUUUGUUCAGAAUUUGACAGUAUUAGAUCAGUUUUGGUUGAUUCAUAAGAUUGGUAAACCUUUGCUGCAAAAUGUUUCCAUUAAAAUGAGAUUAUAGGUGAUUAUAGAGAUAAGAUACAAGUUCUUGCAUGUGCUGUGAACAUCUGGGAGAUUAUGCAGCACAAUUUUGUUACCUAUGAAAAAGUGUUUUUUUUUUGUUAAGCAUGUAAUUUCAGUAAAAUGAUGGCCUGCCACAUGACACCCUGGGACAAAAAGCGGUGUGCCAUCCAGAUGAAGCCUGCUCUCUGAUCUGGAAUGCCAAAACCAUGUUCUCCUUUUGUCCCAACCUGAUUGAACAACCAGAGGUAAGGAGGUUCCCCCCAGUAUCGCCAGUUGUUCUCUUUGCAACUCAGUCAGCCCCACAUGUUAGACAAAAAUUGCAAAGGUUUGAGAGAUUUGAGAAAAUGCCCCUCAGGUAGUUAAUAGGGAUAGCACAAAAGGUCUCUGAAAACAGAGAGAAUUUACAGGAAGCUACCAACAAGAAGAUAACCAAGGUGUUAAAAUUGCUCUAUGAGAGAGAAACUAAAAAAAAAAAAAAAAAAGUACGGGAGUUUCUGGUGGCAUUGGACACUGUAGGCUAUGGAUUCUAAAUUUUACUGAAACAGCUCACCCCCUAUAUGACUCCCUUAAGGGAGAAACUCACUGAACUGGACUGAUGAUUGUGAAUGGGCCUUCCAGCAACUCAAGUGGGCCUUGACAGAGGCCUUGGCUCUGGGACAUCCUGAUGUUACCAAGCUGUUCACCUUGUUCAUAGAUAAACUCAGGGGCAUUGCCAAAGGAGUCCUAACCCAGGACAUUGGCUCUUGGAAGAGGCCUAUAACCUACCUCUCCAAAAGACUUGAUCUGGUGACAGGAGGAUGGCUCCCCUGCCUGAGAAUGCUAGCUGCUGUGGCAAUGUUACUUAAAGAGGCUAAAAAAACUUACUUAUGGACAGAAGAUUUCUGUGGUGAUCUCCCACAGUUUAGAGACUCUUAUCAAAACCCCUCCAGAAUAAUGGCUUUCGAGCACUAGAAUUUCACACUAUCAGGCCCUGCUUCUAGACCCAGAGUCGGUAGUUUUCAAGACUUCUUCAGCUUUAAACCCAGCCACCCUUAUGCUGAUGAUGACCCAGAGGAACAAAGGAUACCUCUCCAUGAGUGUGCUGACAUCCUCGAACUGCAGCAGAACCUACGGGCUGAUCUUACCGACCAGGCUUUGGGAAAUGCUGACAACUAUUUCACUGAUGGAAGCAGCUUCAUCCAGAACAACAAACGAGUGGCUGGGGCAGCAGUGACCACCGAAAACGAGGUACUCUGGGUUAAGCGGUUAGAGCCUGGCACCUCUGCCCAAAAGGCGGAGCUCAUUGCUUUAACUGAGGCGCUAAAACUAGCCAUGGGAAAGAGGGUAAACAUGUAUACUUACAGUAGAUAUGCUUUUGCUACUGUGCAUGUACAUGGAGCCAUCUAUCAGGAGCAAGGUCUCUUAACCUCAGCUGGGACUAAGAUUAAAAAUCCUCCACAGAUUCUAGACUUGUUGGCAGCUGUCUGGCUACCUCAAUGAGUUGCUAUUAUUCAUUGCAAGGCUCACUAGACAGGAGAUGACCCUGUCACCUUAGGAAACAGUUUGGCAGAUCAAGCCUCUCGAAAAAUAGCAACCACAUCAGAGGAGCCUGCCAAGGAAGUAACUGCUCUGAUGUUAGUCCCUCUGACCUUGUCAGAACCAGUCUACACAAAGAAAGACCUACAGUUAGCAUCUCAACUUGAAGAGAAGUCCCCCACCCCAGGGGGCUGGUACCAGUUACCUGAUAAACAAGUACUGUUACUGGAGGCACAAAGCUGGGAGCUGAUACACUGGGCUCACCAAACUACCCAUUUAGGUGGAACUAAACUUGCAGAAUUGUUCAGAACUUGGUUUUUUAUUCCAAAACUCUGCAAACUGACUGCCUCUUUGAGCUCCAGAUGCCCACAGUGCUUGUUAGUCAACUCAGCCAAGAGCUCUACACUGGAGACCACCUGACAUCAAGGAAGUGUUCCAGGAGAACAUUGGGAAGUAGACUUCACAGACAUGGUAAAGCCUGGUUUACAGGGGCACCACUAUCUCUUGGUAUUAGUAGACACCUUCACUGGCUGGGUAGAGGCUUUCCCUACUAAGUCCAAGUCAGCCUUAGGAGUAGUUAAAAAGCUAUUUCAUGAGAUCAUACCUUGAUUUGGCCUGCCACUAUUAAUGGGGUCCAAUAAUGGCCCGGCUUUCAUAACCCAAGUCACCUCAAAGUUAGCCCAAGCAUUAAAGAUUAAUUACAAACUCCACUGUGCCUACCGGCCACAAAGUUCAGGGCAAGUAGAGCGCAUGAACUGGACUAUCAAGGAUACUUUAGCUAAAUUGUCCUUGGAAACUGGUGAUAAUUGGGUGAGCCUUCUUCCCUUUGCACUGUUAAGAGCUAGAUGUACCCCAUAUGUUUCUGGAAUUUCCGCCUUUGAAGCCUUGUUAGGGAGGACCUCUCCAUUAGUUCCAAGAUUGUCAGAAGAUAAACUAGCUGAAAUAACUAAUCAGGAUCUCAUUAAGUCCCUGCAGACUCUCCAACCCGUGUUGACUUCAAUCCACCAGCUGUUUAGACAAAAACACCCAGAUCUGCCUUCAGAGAUGCCCCCCAAGGUUCUGAUCAAGCUGGGGACUCCAAUCUUGAUGCGAUGUCACCACCGCGACUCCCUCGAACCCUGCUGGGAAGGACCUUUCACCGUGGUGCUCAGCACUCCCGUCAAGGUAGCAGGAAAGACUGCGUGGAUUCACCAUACCCAUGUCAAACCGCUGGAAGCAACAGACAGUGAGGUGAUUGCGGAUAUUCUUUAACACAACACCAAAACACUACAAGAGAGUCUCAUGUGAUCAUAGUUGGGGCUUUAUGGAGGUGGCUGGAUUGAAGGUUUGUGCUGCUGGGAUGAAGGAAAUAAUGCUGGGAUUGAUUCAUGGUGGAAUUAAAACAGAGAUGCUUCUACCCACCAUGAACUCUUUUUCUCCUCUGAGAUGUCCCUCUGUCAUGCCACCUUGCCUUGGAGCCAGUCAACUGUGAACUGAAACCUCUACAAACUGGCCUUCCAUCAUAAUAUUGAUGUCUUAGAGCCAGCUGAUCAUGGAAUGAAUCUCUUGAAACCAUGGGACAAAUUAAAAGGGCAAAGUAUUGUGUCUUUGUGUUGGGAAAGUAGAUGUUAUGGUUUGUGUUCAGAUCGUCCUCCCAAGCCUCAUGCAAUCAUGGACACAGUUGAUUCUGGAAUUCAAGGUUGAUUCAUUGUCUGGCGCUAGGAUUAGUGGUAUGAGUCUUGCACCUGCUCUGGGGCGGAACCAGCAUACAGUAUCAGGGUGGGAAGGAGGUUUGUAUUUUGUUUUUUGCUCUGUUCAUGCUUGCUAUUUGUAGUGGCCACAAAUAGCUGCACCUUAGCCAUGCCAUCUUGCUUUGGAACCAGCUGAAUAUGGACUGAAAACUUCAAGAACUCGGGAAUCGAACUCAAUACCUCAGGCUUGCCAGAAAAGAAGAGGUUUAGAGAAGAAGACUUUUUUUUCCUGUACUGAGCGUUAAAUUUGAGGUAAAAUCUGAACUAUAACAUGAAGAAUGAGUAGAGUCAGUCUUCAAAUCUAAACAUGAUAGUGGGCUCCCACAAUUCAUUUCUCUUUCAACCUAUAGAACACGGUACCUGAAUGAGCUCACCUAUGGUCAGUCAGCCCCCACCUAACUCUCCAGCUGACCAGGUUGACCAUAGAUAAACAACCAGUGCCAGGGUUCAAAGAAUUACAAAUGUUUUGCUGUAAAUAACUCUAGAAAGAAGUUACCCUUGAUCCUGAAGAUGGUGGCUUGCUAGCUAGCUGGGUAGAGAGCCUCUCUGGAAAAAACAAAUCAGGUGCUGGAAUUUGACAGCAUGGAGAUGGCUGGAUGAGUGGAGAGGGAUUCUCAGAACCUCAGUAGGAAACUGAAGGAAAAAGAAAAAUAGGAAGAGGAAGAAAAAAUGCAGAAUGCGAGUGGAGGGCUGGAGCUGGACGCACUCACUGAGUCCCAUCCUGCGCGCACAGUGCUGGGAAUGCUGUGGAGUCCCACGAUCCACGGUCAUGCUGAAGCUGUGGCCACCGAUAACAGGAAUUGGAUGCUGUCUGAAGGGUAUCUCAGUGGACUUGCCUACUGGAAUGACAUUCACUGGAAUUGUGCAACUUAUAGUGAACAGGUGACUGAAGAAAAGAAAGAGGAGACAAGUUCUGUCACUGCUCUUUCCUAUUCCUCUGUGGACGAAACCCAAGUCAGAAGUCUUUAUGUGAGCUGCAAAUCCUCUGGCAAGUUCAUUUCUCCAGUGCAUUCCAGAGAGAGCCAACGUAGCAUAAGUAAGAGAGACACAGUGUUGCUGACAAACCCCAAUCCUGUGUUUGAAAGACCCAAUUUGGCUGCAGUUGAAAUAUGCAAGGACCCUAGCAAAGAAACCUAUUUAGUUCCACCUUCUUGCAAAAGUAUUUGCAAGAAUUAUAAUGACUUACAAAUUGCAGGGGGCCAGGUGAUGGCCAUUAACUCAGUGACAACAGAUUUUCUCUCCCAGAGCAGCUUUGAAUAUGGUCCUUUGCUGAAAUCAUCUGAGAUCUCUUUGCCCAUGGAGGAUUCCCUUUCUACUCAGCCCAGUGACUUCUCCCAAAAACCUGUCCAACGGCACUCAUCCUACUGGAGAAUAACUAGUAUCAAAGAGAAAAGCAGCCUACAAAUGCAGAAUCCUGUUUCAAAUGCGGUGCUGAACGAGUACCUGGAGCAGAAGGUGGUGGAGUUAUAUAAGCAGUAUAUUAUGGACAAUAUGUUUCACGACAGUUCUCCUACCCAGAUCCUGACAUCUGAACUCAUCAUGACAAAUGUGGACCAAAUUAGUCUUCAUGUAUCCAGAGAGAAGGACCUAGAGACUUCAAAAGCCAGAGAUAUAGUCAUCAGCCGCCUCUUACAGUUAGUGUCCACUGAGAUCAGCACUCCUAGUCUCCAUAUUUCUCAGUAUAGCAAUGUGAAUCCAUAAAGAGAGUUCAUGGAUCCAUACUUCCAUUCCUGUCAAUUACUCAAAUCCAAAGUAACACUCGAUUCAUUUAUUCUGAGAAUGUGCAGGAGGGGCUUGUGAAAGGAAGUCACAAGCUAGAGAAGCAAAGGUUGGCUGGAAGUCAGAUGAGAAUGAAGAAGAAAUCUCAAUAUUACCCAUGAUGAAGGAAUAUGAGAAAAGAAUACAUAAGAAUGAUUUCAAGGAGAAAUUUGUACACCAAUAAAGUAUAAAUAAAAAUGGUCAAAAAAGAGAAAGGAAUAUAAAAAUUUGGGAGAAAAGUCAAGCAAAAUAAAAACAAACACUAUGACAAAUUUAAAAGCCCAAAUAUUUCAGUGUAGAAAUAUAUAUUUCAAAAAUAAUCUGAAUUGCUUCUUAUUGAAGGAAAUGGACUGCAGAAGAUGUCUAUACUUGGGUGGAAAAAUAAGUUCAAACACUUUAAAGUAUAUAUUUGUAUAUCUUUUCUCUAUUCAGUAUUACUAGAUCACUUUGAUAUACUUUGUAAAUAUUAAUGCUGUAUCAACUGUUGUGGGAGUGUGUAGACUGGUGCAACCAUUGUGGAGGUCAGUCUGGACAUUUCUCAGAAAACUGGGACUGGGAGCCCCAUUUGACCCAGCUAUUCCACUUCUAGGCAUAUUCCCAGAAGAACUGAAAGCAUCAUACCACAGUGAUAUCUGUGCUCCCAUGUUUAUAGCAGUUCAACUUGGAAUAGCCAGAUCUUGGAAACAACCUAAGUGUCUGUCAACUGAGGAAUGGAUAAAAAAUUGUGGUAUUUUUAUACAAAGGAGUAGUACUCAGAUAUAAAUGAUGAUCAUAUUGAGAUAUUUAUAAAUAAAUGGAUGCAGCUUGAGACCAUACUCAUAAGUGAAAUAAAUCAAACUCAUAUGUAUAAAUACCUAAUAGUUUCCCUAGUGUAAGAAAUGAUAAGAAUACAUAAAAGUAUGUGGUAAUCAUGAUUCCCAGUUAUAAUGGUUUGAAGCCAUAUAAUGUUUUCACUCAUUAAUUGGAAUUUUUUUUUGUCUUUUUCAUUUUUAUCGGUACCGGGGAUUGAACUCACGACUGCCCGCUUGCAAGGCAAGUGCUUAUGCCACUGAGCUAAAUCCCCAGCCCCUAAUUGGAAUAUUUUUAAUCUGGAUUGAUUGAUUUUAUUGUCUGUGAUAGUACUAAUAGCUAUUUUGAAGAAAACAAGACAUCAUAAUAGCUAGUGCUGAUUUAAUAUCAUCUUGUUUUGAAGUCCCAUCAAGCUGUUGUUCAUCUGUUUCCAUUGGUUUUAAUAUGUUGUAUCUUAUAUUUUAAUAUAUGUGAUAGUAUAAACAAAAUUUUUUAUAGGCAGAGAUAAUAUAGAAACCUUUGUUCGUUUUCUAUUAGCUGGUUCUAAAUACCCUGUAAUAUUUUCAUUUUCUUGAAUGGUUUCACACUGUCUUGAUAUGUUUGAUGCUACAGUAUAUGAAGUUAUACUCAAAUAUUUCAAGGAAAGAGACACUAUGGGUAACUACUAUUAUGUCAGGUUAUCUGGUGGUGAAACACUAUGAUGCUUAAAUUGUUCUGUUCUGACUUGUGUUGUUCUAUUGUUAUGUCCUCUUUUAUCUCAAUCUCUCCCUUUUUUUUCCUUUUUUUAAAAAUUUAAUUUAUUUUUUCUUAUUUUUUUAAUUAAGGGAAAAAUAAAUUUAAAAAUAGCGGGAUAUAUUAUAGUAACUUUUUUGUUUCCCUAUUAACCUGAUUUGAACCCCUAUAUUGUUCUCCCCAUCUUAUUUUCAUUGAUUUUACUCUAUUCUGUUUUGUUUGAUAGUAUCAAUUUUGAGGGUAUAGGCAACCACUUUAAAGGCAAUAAGAUUUACUAUGAUGCCCAUUAUGGUUUGACUAUUAUCUUCUUUUGAAGUCCUGUAAGUCUCCAAUGUUUAGGUUUUAUUGGUUUUGUUCUGUACUGUUUUGUUCAAUUCUAUUAUACCUGAUGAUAUAGGCAAGUCUUUUUAAGAUAGCAAGAUGCAUAAUGGUAACCAUUGUUGACCACCUGGUAUUCUGUUUUUACAUCAUGUACUAUGUUCAUCCUUCUGUUCUAACUGACUGUUUUGCUUUGUCACAUUUGGUUUUUUUCUCUUCAAAAAAAAGUAAUAAGAACUGUGGGAGUAAUAAAAUCCAAAAUGUGUAAUUGUUAUUUUAAAAAAGAGAGGAAAAGAAAGUGAUCUAAAGGAUAUAACUGCAUGUAUAUUUAAGUGUGUAAGAUAGAAAACUGUAUUACUAAGUUUUUGUUGGAUCACUGAAGAGAACUAUUUGCAGUCUCACUGUUUGAAUGUCCAUUUUGUAUGCUUUAAUUCUGUAAUUUGAACAACUAUUUUUAGGUGACAAUAUGUAAUCUAUUAACUAGUGAUUUAUUACUGUAUAUUUUUUUCUUGGAAUUCUGUAUUACUUGUGCCCUUUCACUGUUAUGGUUUUUUAUUUUCUCUUUAAAUAAAAAUUUUUAAAAAAUG
Molecule: messenger RNA, 24883 nt
Organism: Cavia porcellus (domestic guinea pig)
Lineage: Eukaryota; Metazoa; Chordata; Mammalia; Rodentia; Caviidae
Gene: Tasl
Product: TLR adaptor interacting with endolysosomal SLC15A4
Exons: 14
Coding region: 21369-22400 (343 amino acids)
Biological process (GO): regulation of toll-like receptor signaling pathway
Source: RefSeq, a predicted model, not a curated record